UCGAUUCUCAUACACACACAGACUCUCUCUCUUUCACUCACAUCAUCAUCAUCACCGACCCAGCUAAGGCUCUUACAUACAUUUCUCCCAUUCUCUCUCUCUCUCUCUAUCUCUCUCUCUCUCUCUCUUCUAAUUCAUUCCAGAGAGAGAAAAUAGUCUCGGGAGAGACAAUGGGUCAAGAAAAUGGGACGACAGCCCAGAAACGCGGCGGCGGAGCACUUCCAACCACCGCUCCCAACGGCGGCAGAACCACCGCCACCAGAACCUCCACGGCGAUCCCACGCGGCCGCCAGAUCCACCGCACAUUCAACAACAUAAAGAUAACUCUCCUCUGCGGCUUCGUCACCAUCCUCGUCCUCCGUGGCUACAUUGGCGUCAACCUUGGCACCUCCAACGCCGACGCCAUCAACCAAAACCUCCUCGAAGAAACCAAUCGUAUCCUCGCCGAAAUCAAAUCCGGCAAAGACCCCUCCGACUCUGACUCCGACAAUAACAACCUCAUCUUCGACACAGACACUAAUAAUGUCACCUUCACUCUCGGUCCCAAAAUCACCAAUUGGGACAAGGACCGAAAGAUCUGGCUCCAUCGCAACCCUGAAUUCCCCACCCAUGUCAAUGACAAACCUCGAAUCAUGCUCGUCACCGGUUCGAGGCCUAACCCGUGUGAUAAUGCAAUUGGGGAUCAUUAUUUGUUGAAAGCAACAAAAAACAAGAUUGAUUAUUGUAGGAUUCAUGGGAUUGAGAUUGUUUACAAUAUGGCUCAUUUGGAUAAAGAGCUUUCUGGGUUUUGGGCUAAAUUGCCAUUGAUUAGGAGAUUAAUGUUGUCUCACCCUGAAGUUGAGUGGAUUUGGUGGAUGGAUAGUGAUGCAUUGUUUACAGAUAUGGUUUUUGAAAUUCCACUUUCUAAGUAUAAGAAUCACAAUCUGGUUGUUCAUGGCUACCCUGAUUUGUUAUUCAAGGAGAAAUCGUGGAUUGCGGUCAACACGGGUAGUUUUUUGUUUCGGAAUUGUCAGUGGUCUUUGGAUUUGCUCGAUGCUUGGGCACCAAUGGGUCCAAAGGGUCGGGUUCGUGAAGAGGCCGGGAAGAUUUUGACUGCGAAUUUGAAGGGUAGACCGGAUUUUGAGGCCGAUGAUCAAUCAGCAUUGAUAUACUUGUUGAUUUCACAGAGAAAACUGUGGAUGAACAAGGUGUUUCUUGAGAAUUCUUACUAUUUACAUGGUUACUGGGCUGGGUUGGUGGAUCGGUACGAAGAGAUGAUUGAGAAGUACCAUGCAGGAUUGGGAGAUGAGAGGUGGCCAUUUGUGACGCAUUUUGUGGGUUGCAAGCCUUGCGGGAGCUUUGGGGAUUACCCGGUUGAGAAGUGCAUGAGUGGUAUGGAGAGGGCUUAUAAUUUUGCAGAUAACCAGGUUCUUAAUCUAUAUGGAUUUAGACACAGAGGCUUGUUGAGCCCCAAGAUCAAGAGAAUCAGGAAUGAAACAGAUACUCCUCUGGAGUUUGUAGAUCGGUUUGGUAUUGGGCGGAGUAGUGGAUCACGGAGUUAGCUGGUAUAUAUCAUCUUCAGGGGGUGAUAAUCCGUAGAGUGUACCAACUGUUUCCACGAGAGAAGCAAACACAAUAGAUUUUACAAGUUCUUCAGCAUUUUAAUGGAACCCCCGGUUGAAGGUGCUAUCAAGGACUUCGGUUUGUAGAGCAAGCUUAAAUUCCUGGGGGACAAAAGUUCCAAUCGUUAGGCCAUUUUUUAUAUGUAAGUUUGUCUGGUUUUUUUACUUUAAUUCUUUGUAGCAGUUUUUUCACAUUCAUUGUAGAAAAUGACAGAAUUUAUAAGUUGCAUACCCCAGACAGAAGAGGUGGUGUGGGUGGGAAAAAAACUUUGGGAAUCUCUUUUUUUCUUUUUCUUUUUUUUUUUAGAAAAACUGAUAACAAGCAAUGUUGUCAAUAGUGUUGUUGUACCCCCAAACACUCAAAUAUGUAAAUGUGCAACUCCAAUUUAUUGGGGCUUUUUAGUUCUUCAUUAUUAUAGUAAGAAUUCUGCGUGAGGAGGAUUGGAAUUUGGCUGGAUGUUCAACCUUGUACCAUUGAUGAUAUUUUUUCUUGCCCUUCUUUUAGUAGUAGUAUGUAUUAAUUCUUUGUAGUAGUUUACACAUUUUGGGAGGGGAGUAUAGACACAUGGUACGCCGGAAAUGUUAAAUAAUUUCUCAAACGUGGUACUCUUAAAAUAUUAAAUAAUUUCUCCUUGGAGAGUAUGUGAACAGAAGACAAAAAUUGAUCGGUACUGUACCCUGUUUUAGCAGCAACCAUUAUCGCCCUGGGAAUAGGGCAACCAUUAUAUCUAUGGGUUCUUUUUUAUAGAUUUUUAAUUUUUUUUUUUAGCUUCAAUAGAUGGAGAAGUUCCUUUCAUGGCCUUUUGCCAGUUGUUCAAGCUCACUG
Camellia sinensis is the source of this 2427-nucleotide messenger RNA. The record is from RefSeq and is a predicted model, not a curated record. Lineage: Eukaryota; Viridiplantae; Streptophyta; Magnoliopsida; Ericales; Theaceae.